AGAACAAAAAUCUUUGCAGGCAGGUUCCUAGAGCGUUGAGAGAGGGGCGCCUGAGAUUCUUUUCCAGACGCUGUCUGCGCCGAUCGGGAAUUCUCGGGGAUAAGGGAUAGACGAGACAAAAGAGCCGGUUGUUUCUGAACUGUGUUGUGAGGAUAAUUGUCGGAUCUCUGCCUCAAAAAGAGACCGUUUCGUAGUUCAGUUUCUGAGUUUGCGCGUUCGCCACUGUCGCCCGUCCGUUCUGCGCGAACGUUUCAGCGCGUUCGCCGCAGCCGUUCCCCCGCUCCCCAUCGUUCAGUCCACCCGCCAUCUGUUUCCUCGCCCCGCGUUUCUUUUCCGUAAACAUUCCCUUUGCUGUCCAUUUCCGCCUUUCUUUCCGCGCCCCGGAACGAAUCCACGAACUCCCUCUCUCUCACGGUUCUCCGCGUGGCAGCUCCCGCCACACACUCGGGCGUCCAUACACCUGGUGGCUCGUGUCAGUUUCCCAGUCACGCGAGCUGUCACUUCUAUUGUUCUGUGAUUUUCACGAGUCUGCCUCAGAGACAAAAUGGUCGCUUUCCCGUCUUUGUCUGCGGCUUCCGCCGCCGCGCGCACCAACGGCUUUGCGUCUUUCUGCAAACCCGGAAUGGCCUGCAAAGGCGCCGGCUUCGUUCGUUUUUUCUCGUUUUUUGCGCCUGCACGCGGAGCCGCUGCGGGUGUGUCGGCCCUGCAGCAGUUCUCAAGACCUGCUGCAGCUGCUGCGCUCGGCUCCCAGUUCCAGCAGCGACGAAAUGUCGGCGGCAGCGCGAUCGAUUUCACUGUUGCCUGCCGCACUUCUACGGAAACUCGAAAAGAUCUCGGACCCACCACUCCAAUGAACGUUUUCACGGCGGUUAACUCUGCGCUACACACCGCUCUCGAAACUGACCCAACAGCAUGCGUCUUCGGCGAGGAUGUUGCCUUUGGAGGAGUUUUCCGCUGCUCCGUGGACCUCCGUGAAAAGUUCGGACAACACCGCGUUUUCAACACCCCUCUUUCUGAGCAGGGGAUUGCCGGUUUCGGCAUUGGCAUGGCUGCAGUGGGCUACACUGCCAUCGGAGAAAUUCAGUUUGGAGACUACAUUCUUCCUGCGUUCGACCAGAUUGCUAACGAAGCAGCCAAGUUCCGCUACCGCAGCGGAGGCAACUGGAAUUGCGGCAAGCUGACGAUUCGUAGCACUUGGGGCGCUGUGGGCCAUGGAGGUCUCUACCACUCUCAGUCUCCGGAGGCGUACUUUGCGCAUGCGUCUGGUCUCAAGAUCGUCGUCCCCCGCGGGCCGUAUCAAACCAAGGGACUUCUUCUCUCCUCGAUUCGCGACGAUAACCCAGUUGUCUUUUUCGAACCGAAAAUCCUUUACCGCGCCGCCGUCGACGAAGUCCCCACUGGCGACUACGAGCUCCCUCUGAGCCACGCUGAUAUUGUGAAGGAAGGCUCUCACAUCACUGCCAUUGCCUGGGGAACGCAAGUCCACAGACUGUUGAAGGCUGCACAGGAGGUUGAGAAAGAAGGCAUUUCUGUGGAGGUGAUCGAUCUGCAAACCAUCUUGCCCUGGGAUGUCGACACCAUUGUCAAGUCCGUAAACAAGACCUCCCGCUGCCUCAUCACUCACGAGGCCCCAAUGACCAUGGGAUUUGGAGCAGAGCUCGCUUCCACGAUUCAAGAAAAAUGCUUCUUCUCUCUGGAGGCGCCCAUCAAGCGUGUAACGGGAUAUGACACUCCCUUCCCUCUCGCCUUCGAGCCUUUCUACCUGCCUGAUGAGCGCAAAGUCGCCGAGGCUCUCCGUGAACUGAAGCAGGCGUAAACUCGCGGAAUAAAGCGCAUGCGGGGGAGAGACUGUCUCUCCGGAGAGGCGAAGAAAACUCCCGAGCAAACAGCGAGCGCAGAGGCAGAGAGGAAAACUGCGAGAGAGACAGAGAGACGCCAGAGACACUGGAUGGGUGCAAAUGAAGUGCCAGAAGACGCAGCUGAUUGUGUAGGAUAUUGACGUCCAGCAUUUUUAGCUGUCUUCAGCAGUUCAGGGGGCGGUGAAAUGCAGCAUCCACAAAUAUCGUGAUUGUCUGUAUCUAAAAAAACAAAGUCCUAUUCAGCAUCCGAGUGUCGUGGCUUGUCCAAUAAUACGGCCGACCUGGUAGAAGCGUUGCAGACGGUUUCUCUGAAGGAGAGAGCAACACAGGGAAAAAAGCAAAAGGAGUGGACAUCAAGCAGAAACAAAGAGUGAUCGUGGUCAGACACAGGCAGUUCUGCCCUCUGGAGCUUCUGGUCGACGGGGAAAAGAAAGGAAAAGAAAAAGAGAGAGAUACCUGUCGAGCGAGCAAGCAAAGAGGAUGUGUGUCUACCUCACACUAGGCGUGUGACGCAUCAAUGGCCGCAAUUUCUGCGCGGGCAACAGGCAUAGGAGGCCUGUUUCUGUUCUUUCAGUUGUUUCCUUUUGUCAGGUUUUGAGAGCGGUGGUUUUCUGUUGUGGUUGUCCGCUGCAUGCGCGUCCCAAGCAGUGUGAACAGCUCUUCGUUGUGGACGGAGAAGUGCCGGAUCCGUUUCUUCGUCGGAACUGACGUCGUCUUUCUGGGAUGAGGUCGAAGAAACAGACAGUUCUCUGCUCAAGGCGCUUCAGUUUCGUCUCUGAAUAGGGUGCUCUCGUAGACAAAAGGUUCGACCGUGA
Toxoplasma gondii ME49 is the source of this 2674-nucleotide messenger RNA. Its product is annotated as pyruvate dehydrogenase E1 component, beta subunit, putative. Gene Ontology annotation, biological process: response to nutrient; branched-chain amino acid catabolic process. Gene Ontology annotation, molecular function: catalytic activity. The coding region runs from base 545 to 1816 and encodes 423 amino acids. The transcript has 7 exons. NCBI's taxonomy places the organism in Eukaryota, Apicomplexa, Conoidasida, Eucoccidiorida, Sarcocystidae. The record is from RefSeq and is a predicted model, not a curated record.